AUGUCGCGGGACCAGCUGGUUCGGGCCGUCUUUGCUGCGCUCGACGCCGACAAGGACGGCGUGCUCAACCAGAAGGACCACCUCCGAGGGAUGCGGGUGUUUGCGGAAGCCACCGGCAUGAGGGGUGGCAGCGCGCAGGCGUGCGACAACGCAGAGUUGACCAGGGACGUCGUGUUCUUCCUGAAGCUAGUCAACGAUAAGAGCGGCGACGCCGGGUGCUUCUGCACGGACGAGGACCAAGAGCUGCGAACCAUCCAGGCCAAGCUCUCCGCCCAGAGCGCCGCCGUCGCAAAGGCCGUGAGCAAGGCAGUCUCUGCCGCGCGACCGCCGGCGAUGUCCCCGCCGCCGGCGAUGUCCCGCACGGAGCUGAUCAGCGCGAUCUUCCAGAGGCUGGACGUCGACAAGGACGGGAAGCUCAACCCGGGCGAGAUGCGCAGGUUUGCGGAGCAGCAAGAUUUUGACGGCACCGACGAGGAGUGGGCCGAAGCCUACAAGGAGCUCUGCACCGAGAAGGGCCGAGAUCCCGCUCAGGGUGUCAACCUCGAGCUCUUCACGCAGCUGCUGAACGACGAGUCGGAGGAGGGACACCGGCUGCCACUGCACCGACGUGGAGAUGCAGUCGAUGCUCGCGAAGCUUCCAGGCAGCUGAGGUCGCUCAGCCAGCCACAGGGGCGCUUGCCGGCGCGGAAGGCCGCCGGCCUGCUCCGGUGGCCGCGCCGCUGGGGCGCAGCGCCAGGCUACGCCGUGGCAGCCGCCAGAGCGUCGCCGGGUUGGCCAGGCGUCGUGUCGCCCUGA
Molecule: messenger RNA, 795 nt
Organism: Prorocentrum cordatum
Lineage: Eukaryota; Dinophyceae; Prorocentrales; Prorocentraceae
Source: the annotation of a GenBank genome assembly